Dinoponera quadriceps is the source of this 984-nucleotide messenger RNA. RefSeq lists its product as uncharacterized. The transcript is spliced from 6 exons. Lineage: Eukaryota; Metazoa; Arthropoda; Insecta; Hymenoptera; Formicidae. Bases 1 to 978 code for a protein of 325 amino acids. The record is from RefSeq and is a predicted model, not a curated record.
AUGCCCUCCGCGAUACGCAUGUUGGACAAGCACUUCCGACCGAGUUCCUGGCGGGUCCUCGUCAUUCUCUACGGCGCGCCGAGUCUGGUGAUCGCCUGCGCCUCGGGGCUUCUACCUCCGAGUCCUCGACACUCGCUGUACCGUCGGAGACCGAGACAAGCGUUCACGGUGCUGCGACAGAUGUACGCCAUCAAUAAUUCGAAACACGCCGAUACCUACCCGCCCAGAAAUUUAGAAGAUUGCGUACGUACGGACGAGGGAUCCAACGAGGACGAUGACGACUUCAUGGAUAGACUUCGAGGGUACUUCACGAAAACUUGGGGACGGGUUCAUCGAAUAUACGGGCCUCCGUACAAGCGAACGACAGUAUGUGGAGUAUUGGCGUGUAUCCUGCACUUUCCCGGAUUCGUUUGGCUCGCCUUAUGGAGUACACACGUGCUCGAGGAGCUAGAAAGGGACGCCGUCGACAGGAACGACACGUGCAACGUGAACUUCCAGAACGUGGCAUUAGGUUUUUUGCGAGAUUGCGACCAGGUGAACGAGGAUCGUUUCGGCCUGCUAUUGUUGGUAUCGCUGGGCUACGUGUUAGGAGAGUUGUUGCUCAUUAUCGGAAUCGACAUCGUUGGCAGGAAACCGUACCUAAUAUUUUCCGGAAUCGCGGGCGGCGUGGCCUCGCUCGCGUUUAUUUUCCAAAUGCACCACGCAAUUCGUGUGGUCCUCUCGUCGAUUUUCCUGGCUGCUUACGCUAUCGGACGCACAACGACGUGCGUUUUACUACUGGAGAAUUAUCCCACCGCUCUGAGAGGCACGAUGAUGGGUCUGACAAAAAUACUUCCCCAUUUGGCGGUCUCCGCGACGCUGCUCUUCCCGAGGACAACUUGCCUGCUAACGACGAUCGUCGCGUCUGUUUCUCUGAUGGGUGCAGCCCUCGUGAUGUUACCGGUGCUCGAUUUAACCCGGUUACCGAUGAAGGAAUGAUCCACG